Molecule: messenger RNA, 3515 nt
Organism: Branchiostoma floridae (Florida lancelet)
Lineage: Eukaryota; Metazoa; Chordata; Leptocardii; Amphioxiformes; Branchiostomatidae
Product: leucine-rich repeat and immunoglobulin-like domain-containing nogo receptor-interacting protein 2
Exons: 3
Coding region: 271-2442 (723 amino acids)
Molecular function (GO): protein binding
Source: RefSeq, a predicted model, not a curated record
GCCGUGCAGUUGUGAAUUGUUCUGCACCAAGCACCAGUAACAAGGAAGACUUCCUUGACAAUAAUAUUUGUAAGAUAAGGUGGAUUUAGUCAAAUCUUUGCAAAGGUGCCAGAAUCAACUUAUCUUGGAAAAUUUGAACUGAGGAACAGCCCAAAAUACGCCAUUCCCUAAAAGCACAACAGCAACCGGAGGAUAAGACUUUCCACCACUUUCUAUGUGUGGAAAGUACGCAAAGUUUGGAUUUUGCUUCACUGAAAGAGUCAGUACGAGAUGGGAAGGAGGCUGAAACACAUGCUGAUUUUCCUUCUCAUCAUCCUAAAGGAGUUUCACAUGCCAGAAGCUUCCUGCAGCUGUUCACCAUCAUCCUGCAGCUGCGAGAGUCUGGGCCUUACCAGUGUCCCUCAGAACCUAUCAACAUCCAUCACUUCCCUGAUCUUAGGGUAUAAUCAAAUAACCACUUUAGGUCAGUCAGACUUCUCAAGGUAUACCAACUUGAUAAAUCUAUACCUGAAUAACAAUGACAUCAGUGGCAUUGAGGCAGUGACCUUCCGUACCACUCCACAAUUACAACGUCUUUACCUAAAUGGAAACAACCUCACAUCAAUUCCACAAGGUGUGUUCAAUAAUCUGACUCAAAUCCAGAGAUUGUACUUAUCUUCAAACCUGAUAACACACAUUCAGCCUGGUGCAUUUUCAAACUUGCCACAACUCAAGCAACUUCACCUGCAACACAACAAAUUAACCAGUAUUCCAACUGUACAGUAUCAGUUUCCAGAAUUAGCCUAUCUGUACCUGUACAACAAUAACAUCACAGACAUUCCUGCCAAUGCAUUUUCCAAUCAGCCUAAACUGUCUUACCUCUAUCUACACUCAAACAGAAUCUCAACUGUUUCAUCAACUGCUUUCAGAGGACUUGUGAACCUCAGCACACUCGAUCUCCACAACAAUGAGCUGACUGAGCUUCCUGUCUAUCUGUUCUUUGGCCUGUCUAGUCUUAACAAUCUAAAGCUACAAAACAAUGCCAUCUUGCAGAUCUUCCCAAACACAUUCACAGGGUUAUCAAGCCUUACAUAUUUGUACUUGUUUGGCAACAACAUAGAAACAUUCCCGAUUGAGGCAUUGCUAAAGAUUUCCUCAAAUACUCAGCUCUACCUGCAGAACAACCAGAUGACAACACUUUCCUUCACAGCCUAUGACAAGCUGUCAUCGGUCCGUACUGUGUACAUUAACAACAACCCCUGGCAGUGUGACUGUAGGAUGGUUGCUUUCAGACUGAAAAUGAAUGGGUCUCAUUCUUUUGAAAACCAGAUCACUUGUACUGAUCCACAAAAAUCUGGCCAACUGCUGAAAGAUAUCAAUCCUGAGGAUCUGACUUGUGAAGAGCCAAAGAUCGUCAGGUUUGAGAUGGGUGACGAGAACUUAGUGGUAGAGGGGGGGACACUCCGUUUGGUAUGUGAAGCUUCAGGAAUCCCCACACCAGACAUCACAGUCACUCUCCCAUCUGGACUGAAUGUAACUGAUGAGUCAGGUGGGAGGGUGACUGUGGAUGUGAAUGGUACCAUCACUGUAACAGAUGUUACUGCAGCAGAUGCUGGUCUGUAUAUCUGCAUUGCAGCAAGUCCUGUUGGUUCAAUGUUUGAAACACUGUCUGUUGAUGUCCAACCAAAAGUUCCCCCUACUGUAACAAUGGCACCACUCAAUAUCACUGACAAUCCAGAAAGCACCAGUAACCAUGGAUCUGCUCCCAGUUUCUCCCUACCUGUUCUCCUUGGUUCUGUUAUUGGUGCAGUAGCUGGUACUGUCCUCAUUGUUGGAAUCAUUCUCAUGAUCUGGUGCAAGAGGAGGACCCAGCAUCCUCCUCCAUCAGGCCCCGACACAAGUGUUGUUUUCAGUAACACAGACACCACAGUUACUGUAGCAACCAGUGGUCACGAUCAGACAGGACAGGGUCAGUCCCAGAAUGUCAGACACCCACAAAAUGCUCAGAGGCCAACUGUCCCACAGCUGCCUAUUUACGAAGAUGUGGAUCAGAUACCAAGCAACCAAAGACAUGCUGCAGGUCCUACAAGUGCAAGUCCUGGGGGUGCAGGUCCUAGAGGUGCAGGCCCUAGAGGUGCAGGUCCUAGAGGUGCAAAUCCUAGAGGUGAAAGUCCUAGUAGAGGUGCAAGUCCUGGAGGUGUAGGUCCUAGAGGUGCAAGUCCUAGAGACACAAGUCCUAGAGGUGCAAGUCCUAGAGGUGCAGGUCCCACAGGUGAAAGUCCUAGAGGUGCAGGUCCAAGGCAGCUGGCUAAGAAGAUGCCACCCAACAGAAACAAAGCUCCUAAUGUUGAGCACCCCCCACCUCCCCCUCCCCAUACAGGUGCUGCUGCAGCUGUGUAUGCAAAUGAACCUGAUGCACCUGACAACCUACACCUUUACCAACCUCUAACAAAGACAUACUAAACAGUUACCCCAAAGUUUAAUACAGUAUGCAGAAAUUGUAAAUAUCAAGCAGGCUAUACCCUGAAGAUUACAACUAUGACUUGUGACUUAACAAAAAGGUACUUUUGACUUUGACAAAACCUUGGUAUUGAACAUGUUUAUACAUUUAUGUAUAGUCUUGAAAUCUAUGUUAAGUGUCAGCAUCUUCAUGAACCUUAAUGGCAAGUACAAUGUAUAUUGUAAUAGAUAGUUGAGAUAGACAGAAAGACCGUUAUCAAAAUUGGUAAAAAUUUAAGAUAAAUGUGACAGUUUUUGAUUUUAAAAGGUGUACAGAACAUAUUUUAUCAAGUGCAUAAUAUUAGGUGACAGAGACCUGACUACUAAAAAGAACUACCUGUAACCAUUCAACUCCUUGCUUACACCCCUAUAUCUGCCAGAAUUUUCUCCUCAGAGUCUGUAAUUGUCAUACUUUCCUUUUCCUACCCUUUCCGCCUCCCGGCAUCCCCGUUCCUUCCUUUUCAUUGUGUGACACUUUGUAAGUGAGUAUUACAUACUCAUAGGGAUGAGCCACAAACUUACUGUUGCAUUAGUGCUGUUUGUUUCAAUUCAAAACAUUUGAGGACUGGCUUUAUAUCGGAUAAUGUGUGUGACUGGAACAGGAAUGAUUCAUAUAAUAUAAGUCUUAGAGUGAAACAAUGUGGAGUAUGCAAUUAUAGUAAGUUAUAUAAGAUACAAAAUACAAAAAAAAUAUUACGGUUAACUUAUAUCUGUAAUAAUUUUAGCUGGCAAUAUUAAUGUACCAUGCAUAUUACAGUAUAUCAUAAUCAUAUUAGGAAAAAAAAUUUUCUUCAAAAAUAUCACACUGUAUUAUAUCAAGCAUACUAAGUAAAUGUACAUGACAUCAUGUUUAGACAACUCCAGUUCUUAAUUCUGCUGUUUCACACAGGAUGACUGUUAAUAUGAAUAAAGUUUAACAUGUGAUAUAAAAUACUGUACAGUAACUGUUUCCUUUCCUUACAUAAUUUACAAUGUAGGGUAUAGCGCUAAAACUAUGGUACAAUGUACAUGUAAAAUGAUGAUUGUGUAAGCUGAUA